UGGCCAUGCUCCGCGGCGCAGUGAUGAAGCUGCUCUCAACAAGCCAACCGAGCUUGGCAACUUUGUCCUUUAUCCCCUAGAGAUCCUCUCGCCUAGAACAAGUAUCAGACUGAGGGCAUUCAUGCCACAACAGCGCCAAAAAAUUGAACUGCGUCAUCGAUUACAUUCCGAUGCCGCUACUCAUUCUUCCGAACGAGCUGCUUCUUAUCAUCGGUGAAGGACUAGAAACACACCGCGACCUCAACGCGUUGAGCAGAACUGACGCCCGCCUGUACCAUCUCUUCAAUGGGGAACAGUACUCAAAAACUCCCGUCGAAGAUCGCAAUCUUGCACUCUUCUGGGCAUCUUAUCACGGGCAUGCCCGUACUGUACAGCUCUUACUCGACUACGGCGUUGAUGUUGACAGCGUUUGUUUUUCGCCAAAAUACCCAAGAGCAACCGCCCUCCAGGUAGCAGUGGGCUGCGGCAAUGAGGAAGUAGCGUGUCUCCUCAUAGAGCGGAGAGUAGAUAUAUCGCAGCUCUAUGGGCAGUCGUUUCGCGAAGUCUCUAUUCUGCAUGUUGCCUGUUUUAACGCUUUGCCCCAGGCCGUACAAAUGCUGCUUGAACGAGGUGCAAAGCCCAACCAGCGAGAUAGACUCGGUCGAACUCCACUCCAUUUUGCGGUACUCCCGAACCAGGGAAGCCCGAGAACAGCCAGUACAAUGGAGGUUGUAAGACUGUUGCUCGAAAGGGGAGCGAAGCAGACCAGCAAAGACCACCAUGGUCAAACUCCUGUGGCUAUCCUGAAUCACAAUGACUUAGCAGGCACAGGAACAAAGGACUGGUCUUAUGACUUCCAUUUUCGCUUUUUCGAGCGCUGCUUUGCCCGGGAUACUGAGGAUCGCUUAAUCUGGCAGAGGCGACGAAAGGUUGAUCUAGCAACACAUAAUGUUGAGAAGCGAAUCAAUUGCCUUUUCAAACGUUACGCCGCUGAGGAAGCUCUAGAGAAGACGGAACGUAAUCGGCAGAUCAAGAAGAGGCGCGAUGAGCAGCAAAGAUGGGAUGCCGACAUCACUCUUCAAGAAGCUCGUCAGAGACGAGUGCGGCUUCUAGAAGAGGCAUCUGUCGCCCAAAAAGUCCAACGUGAACCCCGGCAACGGGUGCAAUUGGAAAUCGAGCGACAGAAGCACGAGGCAUCACGCAUACAAAAAGAGAAAGAUCUUGCCAGGGAAGCGACGGAACGGAGACUAGCUGUGCAGACUGCGAUAGCCGCAAAUUGGGGACAUCUGCGGCAAAGCGCACAAACUCGGAACGUGUCUGUGGUACUCGACAAUAGAUGCGGGCAUCCUCUCGGUAGGUUACGAAGGAAGCAGCGUGGCGAGUGUCACGUCUACCACCAGGUGAAACCUACAUUUUGUCAAUUUAGACUUUGGUGGAGAGGUCCGUAGCUCGUCCAAUAUCGACCUCAAACGCCAACGAAGUCUGCUAUAACAAGAGCACGUCCAACGAGAUGUCGGUCGAGCGGCGAGGAAACACAUUGUUGGGUUAUGAAAGAGCCAUGCGCGAGACCAGACCAAACAGCGUUAUUGUUUCCAUUUGUUAACAGAGACUGUUGAAUGAACAUCCAAUUUC
Messenger RNA from Dissoconium aciculare CBS 342.82, 1611 nucleotides. RefSeq names its product ankyrin. Bases 171 to 1427 code for a protein of 418 amino acids. The record is from RefSeq and is a predicted model, not a curated record. NCBI's taxonomy places the organism in Eukaryota, Fungi, Ascomycota, Dothideomycetes, Mycosphaerellales, Dissoconiaceae. The transcript is spliced from 2 exons. Gene Ontology annotation, molecular function: protein binding.